This is a messenger RNA of Trichomonas vaginalis G3, 567 nucleotides long. RefSeq lists its product as uncharacterized. The record is from RefSeq and is a predicted model, not a curated record. NCBI's taxonomy places the organism in Eukaryota, Parabasalia, Trichomonadida, Trichomonadidae. The coding region runs from base 1 to 567 and encodes 188 amino acids. The transcript has a single exon.
AUGGAUGGAGAUUCUCGUUUGAUGCUUGCAACAGUUGCAAAAGAUAACUAUAUUGAAGUUGAAGCCAAAAACAAUGACUACAAAACAAUUCUCGAAGCGCAAAAGGUUUUAAUUAAUGAUUUCGCACAGACAAUGCCAGAACUCGAUGAAACAGAAAAUAAAAUUAAAGAUAUCGAUGCAGAAAUAGCAGAUGUUGAAGAACAACUUCUUAAUGCACAGCAAAUUCUUAUACAACAACUAAAUUCAAACCAAAAUAAAGAACCAAAAGGAGAUGCCGGGAAUAUACUUCCUGAAAUCAUUACAUCUUUCCAAGGAGAUCUUGUUAAGCUUAGCCAAGAAGCAGUUAAUAAUGGUCAAUAUAAUGUUCCAAUUUUCAAGCUUAUUGAUCUUGAAGAACGCGCAUCCAAUCUUAUUAGUAGCUUAGAAGAAAGUAAAAUGUAUCCAGAAACCGAAGAAGAAAAUACAAAAAGAAUUCAAAAUUCACAAGCGCAUUCUGCUAAAUUAGCUCAAUUCUUACGCCUACUGAAAGAAAUAUACGCUAAAGCUUCACAGGAACAGAAUAAUUAA